AUGAAUAUUGUUAAUAGAGAAGAUAGAUUCCAGUGGUUUCUUUCUAUUGCUUACGGGCCUAAUAAUCCAACCUUUAGGUCUGAUUUUUGGGAUGAGCUGAAUUAUUUGAGGUUACAAUCUCCAUUGCCAUGGAUUUUAGCAGGGGAUUUUACUGUUAUUCGCUUUCAAGAUGAGGAGAAAGGGGGUUCUCCACUCACUAGAAGUAUGCAAGAUUUCUCAAACUUCAUUGAAGAUCAGAGUCUAAUUGAUUUGCCUCUACAGGGAGCUUUAUUUACUUGGUCUACUGGUCAGUUUCCUGAUCCAAUCAUGUCCAGAAUUGAUAGGUUUCUCUUGUCACUAGAGUGGGUUGAUAAAUAUCCAAAUGUGCUGCAAUUAGCUCUUACUAAACCUACUUCAGACCACAUCCCGUUAUUGCUGGAUACUUUUGAUGUGGGGUGGGGACCUCCUCCAUUUCGUUUCUUUACCUGGUGGUUCUCAAUUGACGGUUUUUUGGAUAGGCUUGAAGAAAACUUUGGUCCUUUGGAGAAGAAGAUUUCAGAAGUUGACGAAUCUCUUAAUGCCUUUGUUCUUAUUGAGCAAGCCAGGUCUUUGACUCCGUCUGAAGUUAUUGAAAAGGGUAAAGUCCAAGCUGAAUUGGAUAAAUUACUUGUGAUGAAGGAGAUAGCUAAAAGACAACAAUCUAGACAGACCUCGAUCAAAUUAGGUGAAAAGAACACGGGUUUCUUUCAUAGUUUCGCUUGUGCGAGUCGAAGAGCCAAUUCAAUUAUGUGUCUUAAAGAUUCUGAUGGUAAUUUCAUUACAGAAAGAGAAGAUAUUAAGAAAAACAUCAUUGAUUUUUAUUCAAAUCUUUAUAAUGAGGAUUUCGAUAUGAGACCAGGUAUGAAUCAUGAUUGGUUUUCUAAAUUGUCACAAGAAGAAGCUGACAACCUUGAAUUACCUUUCUCUGAGGAAGAGAUUUGGGAGGCAGUAAAGAGUUUGGGGCAAGAAAGAGCUCCAGGACCUGAUGGAUACCCUCUUGUUUUUUUCAAGAGAUGCUGGAGUUUCCUUAAAGUGGAUCUUAUUGCCAUGAUGCAGGAAUUCUUUGAAACAAGAUUUUCUCUAAGCUUCUGA
Papaver somniferum (opium poppy) is the source of this 1110-nucleotide messenger RNA. RefSeq lists its product as uncharacterized. The record is from RefSeq and is a predicted model, not a curated record. Lineage: Eukaryota; Viridiplantae; Streptophyta; Magnoliopsida; Ranunculales; Papaveraceae. Bases 1 to 1110 code for a protein of 369 amino acids. The transcript is spliced from 2 exons.